This is a messenger RNA of Boleophthalmus pectinirostris (great blue-spotted mudskipper), 2465 nucleotides long. RefSeq names its product tumor necrosis factor receptor superfamily member 5-like. Gene Ontology annotation, molecular function: protein binding. Gene Ontology annotation, biological process: positive regulation of cytokine production involved in immune response; positive regulation of peptidyl-tyrosine phosphorylation; positive regulation of T cell migration. Gene Ontology annotation, cellular component: external side of plasma membrane. Lineage: Eukaryota; Metazoa; Chordata; Actinopteri; Gobiiformes; Gobiidae. The record is from RefSeq and is a predicted model, not a curated record.
CGAGUGGAUAAACACUGUACAGAGUUUCGCAGCACGUCGUGUCUCCUGGUGUGACAAUGGGACGUACAUGGACGAGCCCACAGCGAGGACAGAGUGUUUCCAGUGUAGAACCUGUGAUUCAGGUUCUGGUCUCAGAGUGAAGGUUCCAUGUUCCUCCAGUUCUGACACUGUGUGUGAACCUGAGGACGGGUUCUUCUGUGUGAAGUCGUCAGACGAGGGAAACUGUGAAGAGACUCAGAAACACUCGCUCUGUUCACCUGGAGAAUUUAUCCAACAACCAGGGAGUUCUUCUACAGACACAGUUUGUUCUCCGUGUCCUUCCGACUCCUUCUCUAAUGGGACUGUGUCAGUCUGUCGGCCGCACACACGGUGUGAAGAGAAGAAUAAAGUCACAGUGAAAGAAGGAACCUCACAGUCGGACGCUGAAUGUGGAGAAAAAGACUCGACUGUAGCUAUUGGUGUUGGUGUCGGUGUCGUUGUUGUAUUGCUCGUGUCAUUAGUUGCAGUUGGACUGAUUUAUAUCUUCAAGAAACGCGUGUUUGAAAUGAAAAGGCUUAAUACGCCACCACCAAGAGAAGAACUGAACCCUCUGGAGGACCGGACCAGAGAAAACCACCUACAUCAUGAAGCAUAAAGACCACGUCACACAUUUAACAUCUACAGCGUGUGAAAAGAUCAACAUGAUGCAAUUACUGAUGGAAGAAAAAAUGUUGAUGCAAUUGAGAUCCAAACAUGUACUGGGAAAUGAUCAGAUCUUCAUCUUUAUUUUAACACAAUGUGACCAGAAAGAGACGACUUCAGUGGAGCUACAACAGGUGAGCUCAGUUUGAGUUCAACAACAAAAAAAAAAGUUAAACAUGCUCCUUUGAUGCCAGAUUUUCGACACGCUGCAAAAACGCAGGACGCCCUAGACGUGCAUUCACAGAGCCUUUGCAUGUGAACUGGACGCCUUGGUGCCGCGGUCUGAAAAUAGCUUUACAGUCUCUGAGCAGUGACACCACAAAAAAUACACAAAAUUUUAGAUUUUUAUAGAAAAGGCGAAAUUCAAUUCUGUCAAAUGGACAAAAAUGUGUGCAUAUGUAAACACACUCAAUGAUUCUUCUGAUAAACUGGAUGUGCAUUAUGUGUGUAAGUGUUUGUAUUUGUGUGUGUGUGUGUGUGUGUGUGUGUGUGUGUGACUGUUUUUGGCACUGGAGCCUCUGAACAAACAUUUCUCUCUUACACUUCCAUUUUAAAGUUUCACUUUGUCGCCUGCUGAAGUUUCCUGUAACAAUAUGAAGCUUACAGUUGUGUGUUUGUCACACAGCAGCACAAACUGGAACAGUAACUUAACUGAACUAAAACUUGCACUCGCUCCUGCAUUUUCUCUCAUGGAUGAAACUGUAGCUCUGAACCAAAGGUCAGGAGCAGCUUCACGCUUCUUCUAAAGGCCGGUUUUAUUUAGACUUGACCCUGAUGAGCUUCUGCAGAGCUCCUCAGGGCCCAGGUGCAUCAUGGGAAUCCAGACUAUUUCAUUUGAAUUCAUUAUUUUUUCAACGUCACAUAAAUAAAUAACAAUCACAUUUGGUUUGUAUGUGACAUUUUCUGUGCCAAACUUUAUCUGUUCUAGUCUGUUUUGAAUCAGUCGUGUAGUUUUUGUGGUUCAACCAAUCACAGCUCCUGGUGGAAGUUCAGAGUGUAGUAGUUUUUGUAGUACUACAGUAGUUUUUGUAGUACUACAGUAGUUUUUGUAGUACUACAGUAGUUUUUGUAGUACUACAGUAGUUUUUGUAGUACUACAGUAGUUUUUGUAGUACUACAGUAGUCAGGUGCAUCUGGAGCUGUGUGGCAGAACCAUAAACCAGCCUUAACGUUUAAACGUGGACAGAUUGAGCUGCAGAUGUUUCACAGAUGCAGAUGUUUCACAGAUGCAGAUGUUUCACAGAUGCAGAUGUUUCACAGAUGCAGAUGUUUCACAGAUGCAGAUGUUUCACAGAUGCAGAUGUUUCACAGAUGCAGAUGUUUCACAGAUGCAGAUGUGCUGCCGUCUUUGAAUAAUAAUAAAAUGUGUCUUUAUGAUGAUGUUGACGACAGAUUGUAUUUUAGACAAUAAUAAAACUGGUGACUUUGAUAACUGCAUUAUGAAGGAUAUUAAUAACAAUUCACUGUAUUUACUGUAUUUUUGUUAUAUUUUUAUUUUUAAUGAGGAAUUUGAAACUUUGUAUUGAUGGGACGUGAUCAGAAUGAUUUUUUAUUUUUAUUUUUAACGAUGACUUGAAUUGUUUGUUAUGAUGAAGAGCUGUUAGUCGAGCUUUAUGUAAAAGUGUCUUCAGUGUCUCCUGCCUCUGCCUGACGACUGCACAUGGGAAAGAGUUUGACUCUUGUAGCUGCAGAGGAUCUUUUCUUUUAAAGCUGAAUGUUUUCUGUGCACUGUCCUUGUUUCAAAAUGUACUUAAAAAGUAAAACAUGAGAACAUUUUGUGUAAA